This is a messenger RNA of Hermetia illucens (black soldier fly), 1559 nucleotides long. RefSeq lists its product as uncharacterized. The coding region runs from base 171 to 782 and encodes 203 amino acids. NCBI's taxonomy places the organism in Eukaryota, Metazoa, Arthropoda, Insecta, Diptera, Stratiomyidae. The transcript has 6 exons. The record is from RefSeq and is a predicted model, not a curated record.
UUCUGAUGCAAUAAUUACAUUUCACGCGUUAUUAUUUUUCAGAGCUUUGCAAGUUAACAAUCAAACGUCGUCUUUAAUAACAUAUUUGAAGUUCUGACAAGUGCAGGAAAGAAAGUUUGUUAAGUGAAAGAAAAGUGAUUUGAAUAUAAAAUUAUUAUCUAUUGAACAAGAUGAGUACAGCAAAGGAAAAUUGUCCACCAUCUCCAGGUAAAGUCAGAAGAUGCAAUGCAGCUUUUGGAGAAGAACUUUUUUCGCAAUAUAACCAAAAUACCUGCGAAUGCAUUCAUUUAAAAAUGCAGUUAAAAAAAUUAGAAGAAAAAAUCGUAAAACAAAAUCAGGCAAUUAUGGACGUCUUGGCAUCACAUUCAGUAUUGCUAAAUAAAAUCUAUAAAAAUGAAACGAUGCCCACCGAAGUGUCAACUGUUUUCCCGAUAAAAACGGUGGAAGAAUUAGAGAAACUGAAUAACGGUAUAUCUGAGGAGGAUAUUCCUUUUUAUGUUGCAACUGUUAAAAUGAAGAUAAAAGCUGGCGGUUUAAUUAAAAAUUUCAGCAAACUGAUUUCCGAAGACAUUUGUCUGAAGUACAAUUAUAAUGGAACACACGGCAAAUUGCCAUUUUGCCAGUAUUUAAAAAUUAACGGCACUUUUGAAGGGGCAAUUGGUGAUGAAAAUUAUACUUCACUGAUCAAACAAGCAUUUAAAAGGGCAAAAAAUAAAAUAACUAUCUUCUGGCGGACUUUCGCUGCGCCAGAGUUUUUUCAGCUUGCAUUUUCGUGGAGUUAAAUAGAAUUUUCAUUUCUUUACCUUUGAUGAAGUUUCAAGAGAUUUUUUUCUCAUUAAGGAUGGUUGAAGAUAAUAAAAGUUAAAAAACCGAUCUAAAAUACUCGAAUCACAGAAGUCUAGUGCAAUUGUAUCCAACUGUAAUGAAUUGAAGAAUUAAUUUCCGAACUAGUUACAUUAUUUGAUAAGAAAUCGAUGAUAAACCAGAUUCGUAGUAACCGAUUACGGAAUGGCUUCUUGGUAAUCGAGGCUGGAUCAAUUGGGUACCGCCUAUGACACGCAAUGCUAAAUGUAAUGCGCAAAACGCAUUUAAGUAAGCCAAAUUAGAACUGCUUUUUGGUUCCAGAGAAUCGAUUCCGCAAUUGAUUAUGAACUACUUCCAUUUCCUAGUGGGAACCCAGCACCAGCACCAACACCAUCACCAUCAACUCAUCUCAGCAACAAUCAACAGUGACCCACAACAAUAUUAUUACUCCUGCUCCUAAGGUAAGUCAGGAAAAAUUCCCCCCCAUAAUAAUCCGCGCCGAUCCGACUAUUACCAAAUCAGUUACAUCCAAAAUAAUUAGUGCUUCCCCCAACGUCUCCCUCAAGAAAACUAGCAUUCACUCCACUCAUGUGCUCGUCUCGAACCAAAUGGAGUUCGAAACCACGAAAGCACUACUGAAAGAAGGGAAUCAUCCCUAUAAUAAUAAUAAUAAUCGUUGGCGCAACAAUCCAUGUUGGAUCAGGGCCUUGAAGUGUGUUAGAGCACUUCAUUCAAGACCGUAACGGUACACUAGG